AUGACUGUCCGCGCUUCCUUCGUCCUCCUUGCCGUGGCCCUGGCCUCGGCGGUCAACGUCGCCAACGCCUCCAUGACCACCCGCUACUGGGACUGCUGCAAGCCUUCCUCGGCCUGGGGCGGCAAGGCCGAUCUCGUCAGCAACCUCGACAUCUGCCAGAAGGACGGAGUCACUCUGAUCCCCGACUCCGCCCGCGACAGCGGCCAGUCGUCGUGCAACGGCGGUGAGCAGUACCUGUGCAACAACCUGCAGCCGUUCAGCGACUCUGAGAACCCGUCCGUGGCCUUCGCCUACGCGGCCUUCCCGUCCAACAACGAGCGCGAGACGUCUUGCUCGUGCUACGAAGUGAGCGUCACCGGCGGCAAGGUUGCCAAGAACAUCAUUCUCCAGGCCGUCAACAUCGGUGGCGACGUCAACCAGGGCAACAUCGACAUCCAGAUCCCCGGCGGCGGCGUCGGCGCCUUCCCCCAGGGCUGCCAGAAGCAGUGGGGCGACACGUCGGGCUGGGGACAGCAGUACGGCGGCGUCGGCGACGAGGGCUCGUGCAGCAAGCUGCCCAACCCGCUCCAGCCCGGCUGCAAGUGGCGCUUCGAGAACUGGGGUGACAACCCGAUCAUCAACGGUACGCCCAAGCGGGUCCGAUGCCCCGCUAGCCUCAUCCAGCGCUCGGGAUGCCUCCGCAAGGACGAGAUGAGCCAGCAGCCCAGCACCCUCAAGGUCGCCAGCGCCAACCAGGCCGUCACUGCUGGCUUCAAGCGUGGCAGCGCCGCCGCCUCGUCCAACCCCAGGAACAACGCGGCCACCGGCACGACUGCUCCCGCCACUGGCGCCGGUGCCGGUGCCGGUGCCGGUGCCGCUACCGGCUCGGGCUCGACUGGCUCGACCGGCUCGACUGGCUCCACCGGCUCGGCUGGCUCCACCGGCUCGACUGGCUCCACCGGCUCGACUGGCUCCACCGGCUCGACUGGCUCGACUGGUGGUGCUGGCCAGGCCGGUGGCGUCACUGCUCCUGGUUCGGCUAGCGGUAACGGACAGGCCGGCAGCGCGCCGGUCGUCCCUGGCUCCUCGUCCAACGGCACCGGCGCUGUCGUCCCUCCGGUCCAGGGUGGCCAGGCUCCCAGCCCCAAGCACCACGGUCACCAGGGCCACGGCGUCAAGCACCACGGACACCAGGGCACGGGCGGCCAGAGCGCCGCUCCGGGCAAGUGCGACAGCGGUGCCGUCACCCAGCCCACCAAGAACAACGCUACCCUCAAGAUGGAGCGUCGUGACCGUGGCGCCUGGAUGACCAACUACAACGACUGCUGCAUCCAGUCCGGAUCGUGGUCGGGCAAGGCAGACGUCUACAACCCGGUCAAGGUGUGCAACAAGGCCGGCCAGCAGAUUCCCAACACGUGGUCGAUGAAGUCGGCGUGCGGAUCCGGCGCCUCUGGCGACCUCACCUACACCUGCCCCGACAUGGCCCCCUUCACCGACGCCAACGGACAGACGAUCCUCGGCUUCACGGCCAUCAGCGGCAACCUUCACUCCGAGGCCGACACCGAGUGCGCCUGCUACGAGACCACGCUCAAGGCUAGGGGCCUCCCCGAGGACGUCCACCGCUGGACCUCGAAGAACAUCAUCUACCAGGUCACGUCCGUCGGCGGCCUCGACAAGGCGGAUGACAUCGACCUCCUCACCCCCACCGCCGGCAUGGGCGAGAACAUGCUCGGCUGCCCCACCCAGUACCCGGGCGCCGCCUGGCUCGACACCAAGAACUUUGGCGGAAUGAAGGCCCAGUCUCACAACCAGUGCGACUCCCUCGUCCGCAACAACGUUUGCAUGAAGAAGGGCUGCUACUUUAUUGCCGACCUGCCCAACAACCCCUGGAUCGAGCGUAGGGCCCGACGCGUCGCAUGUCCCGCGCGCCUUCUGGCAAUCUCCCAAUGCCAGCGCAAGGACGACUACAAGUUCCCGGCCUCGAACUUCGCAUCGGAGAGCUGCAACAAGCCACCCGUUGGCUUCAACAAGGCCGGAUUCAAGUUCGACUUCAAGAACAGCAAGUGCCAGGGCGCCCUCACCGCCGCUGCGCAGGCCGGACAGUGCGCCGGUAUCUGA
Molecule: messenger RNA, 2097 nt
Organism: Pseudozyma flocculosa PF-1
Lineage: Eukaryota; Fungi; Basidiomycota; Ustilaginomycetes; Ustilaginales; Ustilaginaceae
Exons: 3
Coding region: 1-2097 (698 amino acids)
Biological process (GO): carbohydrate metabolic process
Molecular function (GO): cellulase activity
Source: RefSeq, a predicted model, not a curated record